Molecule: messenger RNA, 1020 nt
Organism: Trichogramma pretiosum
Lineage: Eukaryota; Metazoa; Arthropoda; Insecta; Hymenoptera; Trichogrammatidae
Gene: mtSSB
Product: single-stranded DNA-binding protein, mitochondrial
Exons: 4
Coding region: 381-806 (141 amino acids)
Biological process (GO): mitochondrial DNA replication; positive regulation of helicase activity
Cellular component (GO): mitochondrial nucleoid
Molecular function (GO): single-stranded DNA binding
Source: RefSeq, a predicted model, not a curated record
UGAUUUGGAAGAUAAAAAGAUACAAGAAUCAAGUAUUUUUACGGCCAUUCAUGUAGAUGUAAAAAUAAAAUGAACUUAUUAUUGCAAAUGUUUGUACGUGUUAAAUACAAGGUGUAAUUAAUUGAUAUAAAUCAAUUUUGCAUCUACUAAUAUUCAUUUUCACUCUAUGACUGAAUAAUUAUGACUUACCGGCAUUGCAUGAGUGUACUAUUCAUGCAUUGUAGUUCGGCGAUAAUUUGCGCACGUUUUUCUACCGCGUGCCGGUUCAACACAACAAAGAAACCUUAACCAAAAUAUUUCGGACAUUGUUAAUUUCUGUCUCACUUCGUAGCGUUACAAUCUCGAUAGUUGAACAAUUUUACAAGUUUUUAGCUUCAAAAAUGUUUUCCAAUAGAUUACUUGUCAAUGCAUGCAAACAAAUGAAAUCCUUCAGUUACGUGACAGCUAGACACUCCUCAAACAUCGAAACAAACAACAUUGAAAAAACUAUAAAUCAAGUUACGCUGCUGGGUAGAGUGGGAGCAGAUCCUCAAAAACGUGGUAAUGAAGAACAUCCAGUGGUUGUAUUUUCACUAGCUACACAUUUGAAUUACAAAUAUGAUAAAAAUGACAUCAUGCAAAAAACAGACUGGCAUAGAGUAUGUGUAUUCAAACCAAAUUUGAGAGAGACUGCUUACAACUACCUCAGAAAAGGACAGCGAGUUAUGGUGAAUGGAAGGAUAAGCUAUGGAGAAAUAAAAAGUGACGAGGGAACUUCAAAGAUGGCAACGUCAAUUAUAGCAGAUGAUAUCAUAUUUUUCCAGUAAAAAUGUUAGAUUUAUUUAGAAUUGAUCUAAAAACAAUUUAGAAUUUCAAGCCAAUAAUUCGUGAGUUUUUAUGGUAUUGAUUGAGUUGAUAAUUAUUUAAUAAGAAAACUAGGAUUUUUUCAACGUAAUUGUUGAAUAUUCUCAACAGGAAUAAGUUUUUAAUUUUGUAAUGAAAAAAUCAUGAAUAAUUAUAAAAUGUUAAAUGUUACCUACU